GAGCCGGUCUGGCUGCGGCGGCCGGCGGGGCUCGCACUGCCGGGAUGGACGGCGAGCGCCUGGCGUCGGGUUCCUCGGAGCUGGCGGUCGGUGAGAGCCCGCGGGGCGGCGCCCCGAUCCCGGGUGGCAGCGGUUCCUGCAGCCUGCUGCAGGCCGACGUGCUGGAUCUGGACGAGGACGAGGACGACUUGGAGGUGUUCAGUAAGGAUGCUUCACUGAUGGACAUGAAUUCCUUCAGCCCUAUGAUGCCAACAUCCCCUUUGUCGAUGAUAAACCAGAUCAAGUUUGAAGAUGAACCAGAUUUAAAGGAUCUUUUCAUUACAGUUGAUGCACCUGAGAGCCAUGUUACUACAAUUGAAACUUUUAUCACUUACAGGAUCAUAACCAAGACCUCUCGUGGGGAGUUUGAUUCCAGUGAAUUUGAAGUCAGGCGCCGUUAUCAAGAUUUCCUGUGGUUGAAGGGUAAACUGGAAGAAGCGCAUCCCACGCUCAUUAUUCCACCAUUGCCGGAAAAGUUUAUCGUGAAAGGGCUGGUGGAGCGUUUCAACGAUGACUUCAUCGAAACCCGCAGGAAAGCAUUGCAUAAGUUUCUGAACAGGAUCGCCGAUCAUCCAACUUUAACAUUUAAUGAAGAUUUCAAGGUUUUCCUCACUGCACAAGCCUGGGAACUGUCUUCUUAUAAGAAGCAAGGACCUGGCUUGCUGAGCAGGAUGGGGCAGACAGUCAGAGCCGUGGCAUCGUCCAUGAGAGGAGUGAAGAACCGGCCAGAUGAAUUCAUGGAAAUGAAUAACUUCAUUGAAACAUUUAGCCAGAAAAUUAAUUUAAUAGAUAAAAUAUCUCAGAGAAUUUACAAGGAAGAAAGGGAUUAUUUUGAUGAAAUGAAAGAAUAUGGCCCCAUUCAUAUUCUGUGGUCAGCAUCAGAAGAUGACCUGGUUGACACAUUGAAAGGCAUUGCCAGCUGCAUUGACCAGUGCUGUAAGGCCACCGAGAAGCGGAUGUCUGGCCUGUCCGAGGCCUUGCUCCCUGUUGUCCAUGAGUAUGUGCUUUACAGUGAGAUGCUAAUGGGUGUUAUGAAAAGAAGAGAUCAAAUACAAACAGAACUGGAUUCCAAAGUUGAAGCUUUGACCUACAAAAAAGCUGAUGCUGAUCUGCUUACAGAAGACAUCGGAAAACUUGAAGACAAAGUGGAAUGUGCUAACAAUGCCCUGAAAGCAGACUGGGAAAGGUGGAAGCAGAACAUGCGAAAUGAUCUCAAGUCAGCGUUUACAGACACAGCCGAGGAGAACAUCCGCUACUAUGAACAGUGCCUUGCUACGUGGGAAUCAUUCCUCUCAUCACAGACUGACCUCCCUUUGGAAGAAGACUCUGAAGAUAAAAUUUAAUCCUAUCAAAGACUCCUGUUUGAUCUUUGAGAGACAGCGUCUAUCAACCAAAGUUGUUUUUUUCUGGAUUGGCUGUGCCCUUUAUAGAGUGGAUGACAAUUGAUUUUGCACUGUCUGGAAAACCAACAACUUAAAAACUCAGGUAUUCCAGGUCAUCAACGUGAAUUUGUGAUAUAAACAUAUCUAUCUAGAUAUAUAGGUCUAUUAUAUGAUGUAUAUGCUAUAGAUCUAUAGAUCUGUUAUAUGGAUAGAUAUUUAUCUAUGUCUAUAUGAAUAGAAAGAUUAGUGUAAUUUUAAUUUUGUUCUUAAAUUUAUGUGCUAUUAAUUACAUAUAGAGUUUUUUUCUUACAUAUUUGACUGUGGAACAUUACAUUUUUCAAUAUGUUGUAAAGACUUGGUUUUAAUAAAAUCUUUAAUAAAAAAUUGGUAUCUAUGAUGUGUUCUUUUUCUGUCAGAGGUCACACCUUUGAAACAGUUUGUAACAUGAAUUCAAUAUCCAUUAUCAACAUUAUGCAUACACUUUAAUGCCACCAUAAUCUACAUUGAUAUUAAGAAUUUGAAAGAAAUGUACAAAAUGAUUGAAUAUUAAUAACAAUUGCUUAAAAUUUUGUUAAAAAUUAAGUACUUGUUUUCAACAAUGUAAGAUUUUUACGAAGUAGGCUUAAAUUAUUGUCUUAUUAUUUAGAAAUCUUCAUAGAAUCUCAUUCACACUAACAAAUGGAUUCUUUUUUUGAUAAUUUUCUGCAUAUCUUUACAACUCACAGGCAGCUUUUAUUUUUUUUAAGCUUAUAGCAUCUUGAGCCUACCUAUUACGAGGCCGUGCUGUGGGUACUUCUGGUCCACAGUGAUGAAGAACGUUUAGUGCACUUUGUAGUAGCACAUGGCCUCUUUCAGAAAUGGCUUGCCAAAGCAUAGGUUUCCUUCACUUUCCUCAAAGCAAUUAGCUUUUUAUAAAACAAACAAAACAAAACAAAUUAAAAAAAAAAGAAAAAAACCAGACCAUGGUUUGAGUGGAGUACAUACCAAUAACUAUUACAUGGAAUCAAUGAAAGUCACACUAUAUUCUGAAAACAGCUGUUACUAUAAAACAUUUCUAACUUAUACAGUUGCUUGGAUGCAGGAAGUCCAGUUCUUUCUAAAGAGUCCACUCCCUCUUUUCAUUUCAGUUUCCUGGAGAAAAACUAUAAACAUGUUACCUUAACCAAAUAAUCAAUCAGAACAGAAGACUUGAGAGAGUCUCACUCUGCCGUCCUGGCUGCCUGGGACUUGCUAUGUAGGUUAGCCUGUCUAAAUUCAUAGAGAUACACCUGCCUCUUCCUUCCAAGUACCGGGUCACUCCAUAGGUAGAAUGUUCGUCUUCCAUUCACUCACCAAGCCCUGGUGUAAUCACUAGCCCCACAUAAACUGGUGACGUGGCACAAGCCUGUUAUCCUAGUACUUAAGGUGGAGGCAGGGGAAUCAAGACUUUCUUUGAAGGUAACCUUCGGCUCCAUAGCAAGUUUGAAACUAGCCUUUGUUACAUGAGACUCUAUUUUAAAAAAAUCUCUCUCUCUCUCUCUCUCUCUCUCUCUCUCUCUCUCUCUCUCUCUCUCUCACACACACACACACACACACACACACACACACACACACACACACAAAC
This is a messenger RNA of Peromyscus maniculatus bairdii (prairie deer mouse), 3024 nucleotides long. It is a transcript of the gene Snx7, whose product is annotated as sorting nexin 7. Gene Ontology annotation, biological process: endocytic recycling; protein transport; autophagy of mitochondrion. The record is from RefSeq and is a predicted model, not a curated record. Gene Ontology annotation, cellular component: phagophore assembly site; early endosome. NCBI's taxonomy places the organism in Eukaryota, Metazoa, Chordata, Mammalia, Rodentia, Cricetidae. Gene Ontology annotation, molecular function: phosphatidylinositol binding.